AUGACGGACUUAAACGAUUAUGAAAUUGAGUAUUUUCAAGCAUUAACUAGCUGGGAAGAUCGACAAGACGUGCUUGAUUAUUUACGUAUGUACGAUGGGGAUGUUUAUUUUGCUACCGAAGCAUAUUUAACCGAACCUGAAUACAUUGAGUAUCAUCAACCAAAUAAGCCUACUUUACAUCGAACGAAUUCACUAGAAGUAGGAUCCAGAUAUAAAUCAUUGGAUGAAGAUCAAACAGACGACAACAUAUUUUCUGAAAGUCAUCAACAACAAUCACCAAAUCGUUCAUUGGUUAAAUCAAUGCCUUAUUCACUUACUUCAUUAAGUCAUCCGCAAAUAGCAAACAAUAUCAAUGGACUUAUGGCUACAUCAUAUACAGACUCUGCUGAUAAACUUGUAGAUCAAUUAUUUAGAUUAAAUGGAAGUAAAACAUGUCCAAUGUUUCCUGAUAUCAAUCAAUUUGAAAAUAGUUAG
Messenger RNA from Rotaria sp. Silwood2, 474 nucleotides. NCBI's taxonomy places the organism in Eukaryota, Metazoa, Rotifera, Eurotatoria, Philodinida, Philodinidae. The record is from the annotation of a GenBank genome assembly.